AUGGCAAGAGUGGAAGAUAUACUGGAAGUUCAUAAAAACAUAGCAGAAUCGCUUGGUAAUAGGAUGGCAGAAUUCGAAAAACAACUGAAAUUCACAAGUAGCACUGAAGGUAAUAGGAACAGUCUUGAUAAACUUGCAAGUGAGUUUAAAGAGUUUAAGGCCUCAGUGUGGAACAUCCUGGACCUCCUAAGGACACUUGUCACUAAUUUAUCUUCACAAAUUGAUGACAUCGACAACACUUCUAGAAGAAAUGCUCUGCUGUUCGGUGGUAUUCAGGAGGCUGAAGGUGAGAACUUGGUCUCAACGGUCCUUGGAACAAUUCAAGUGUUGAUGGGCAUCCCUGAUCUUCAGCCAGGUGUGAUCCAGUACUGCCAUCGUAUAGGAAGUAAGUCUGAGAGGGCUCCUCAACCCAUUGUUGUCCGAUUUAAUGACUUAAAAGUUAAAAGUCUCAUUUGGAGUAAUAAAAAGAAAUUGAAGUCGUCUCCAGUUGUGCUGAGUGAAAAAACACAAAAGCAAGGAAAAGAUUUGGCAUAA
This is a messenger RNA of Danaus chrysippus (African queen), 534 nucleotides long. NCBI's taxonomy places the organism in Eukaryota, Metazoa, Arthropoda, Insecta, Lepidoptera, Nymphalidae. The record is from the annotation of a GenBank genome assembly.